This is a messenger RNA of Microbotryum saponariae, 3546 nucleotides long. The record is from the annotation of a GenBank genome assembly. NCBI's taxonomy places the organism in Eukaryota, Fungi, Basidiomycota, Microbotryomycetes, Microbotryales, Microbotryaceae.
AUGGUAAGCAUCACACCACAGCCGCUUGCAACAAAUGCUGGCUCGAAGCUGAACCUGCUCGACCUCGCUCGCUCGCACAGAGCUACAACGGCGGAGGUCGGUCCUACAAUCAAGGUAGCGGAGGUGGUGGUGGAGGUGGCGGAUCGCACUACAACGGUGGAGCGGGGGGAGGAGGAGGGAAACGAGGACGAGGUGAGUGACGACUACGUCUGGGGGGGCCCCAUUCCGCGAACGACGUCGUACCCGUACCCAGCCCAGCGCUCGUGCACCCUUUUUGCUUGACUAGACGACGACGACGAUUCUCGUCACUAUGCUCGACGACGCGGCAACGACCCGGGACAGUACUACUCGCCGCAACGACCGCACAACCCUUCCCCGCGUGCCCAGCAGGAACUGUACAAGCAGCGUCUGUGGAACAUGCCCCAUCACGAGGUCAGUCCAGCUGUGUUGCAGCUCGAACAAGGCCCCCUGGACUGACGAUCCUACGGGUACGCUACCUCAGGACCUCGCCAACUUUGCCGAUGCGACGCACGUCGUCUUUGCCAAAGAUCCCGACACCGUCUUUGCAGCAUUCCGCGUCGCGUGAGUGCGCGCCCAAAGCUCAAAACUCAGAAACGGUAAAGCUAUUUGGUCUACUAACAUCCACUUCGUGACCGCUCAUCUCAGCGUGACCGAACUGCCGCACAAAUUGCCCCACUAUGCGAACCUGAUCGCGCGACUGACCACGCCUUACGUCCCACAAGUCACUCUCGCCGAUCGCAUCACCCCGUCCGCUCCCCAUCCAGCAAGGCUCGUCAGAGCUCUGCCCUCACGCGUGACCUUGCCGGCCAAACCCGUCGUCGAUGCAGAUGGCAACCUCGCCGCCGCUCCCGCUCCCGCUCCCGCUCCUGCUCCUGCUCCCACCCCAGCCGUCGCGACGGACGAGUCCACGACCGUCCAGGACGAGACCUCCGACGCAAAGAUGCAGACCCAAGCUGAUGGGGCGACCGAGAUCAAGAAAGGAACGACCGAUGAUACCAACGCAGCAACACCCGCCGAACCCGAACCCAAGCCCGUCAACGCCGGCCACGCCAUCAUCGCCGACCUCGGCAAGGCGCUACAACUCUGGCUCGACCAACGCAAGUGGCGCAACGUUCGCUACACCAUGUGCGUCUUUGCGCAUCUGACCUCGAUCCCCGCUCCCGUCGUGCCCGUCGUCAAGGUCUCGUCCCUGCUUGCUCUGCUCCAGCCCUUUGCAGCCGUACUAGCCGAAGCCGGUCUCCGCGCUUCCCGAGGCGACGAAUGCGCUCGCAUCAUCGCCGAGACCCUUUUGCGAGCAACGAGUAUCACUUCGGAUGACGACGAAAGCCUACGCGAUGCCGUCGACCUCUACCUCGCGCGUCGCAAGCUUGAAAAGGAGCUCUUUGGGGAUCCCGAAACGACCCCCCAAUUCGAAGACCGUCUCGAAUCACUCGUCUCUUGCCUCGUCACCAAAUCAACCCUGCACGUCCUCCCCACUUACCCGAUCAGUCCUCGCCUCAGGAACGAUCUGACCGACGUCGAGACGGUCGACUUGCCCGAGAUCGUCGUGCCCGCCGAAUUGGACAAGGACGAGUUGUCCAGAUUGAUCGAAGUACCGCCGCCGAAUACGGGGUUGAAGGGUGAUGAAGGCGUUGGAUAUGAGGGGGUUCGCGUUUAUUUGACCUUGUUCGAUGACGAGGUGAGUGCGAGCUCCUGAGAUGGAAAAUAACCUGCGAUCGCAAAGCUGACUCUACUCUCGCCCCCUUCCGCCCUUUGAAAACAGACCGUACCCGAGACUUAUGACCCCUCCGGCGCCAUCAUUCGUUCGCUCAUUUUCGACAUCAUCAACUUGUACGAACACAAUCGCAAAGAAGCGGCCAAGUUGUUGAUGGAAUUGCCGAGGUGGUUCACGCCGCGCACGUUCAAGGGCGAUGAUGCGCCAAAGAAGCGCGACGGCGAGGGCGACGAGCAGAGACGGGACGAAUUCGAGGAAGAGGUUGAUAGGGAGAGGGACGCGGUGGAGGAGAAAAGUUCGGAAUGGGUGAUUGAGCAUCUGGUCGUCGAGGUGGGUUUGUCAUCUGGGGGAGAAUUUUGGAGGCGGUGACGAUCCGAGUCCGAGCGACUGACUGUUGAAUAGUUCCCCAUCGCCUACAGUCGAUCCUCACCUCCCUCUUUGCCAUGCCGAGAUCGACCCUCCCUCCCGCUUACUACCACUCGCUCUUGACCGAACUUUGCCGCGAAGCACCCGCAACGAUCGGUCCCGCCCUCGGACGAUGCAUCCGACGGCUCUAUGCCGGUCUCGGUAACGAAGCCGACGCGGGCAACCCCGUGCUCGACGCCGAAGGCAUUCGCCGCUUCACCGAAUGGUUCUCGAUGCAUCUCAGCAAUUUCGGCUUCGCUUGGGGUUGGAAGGACUGGGCUGCGGAUAUGGAGAUCGACCACCAACACCCGAAGCGGAUUUUCGUUCAACGGGUCAUCGAACUCGAAGUUCGACUUUCGUACUAUGAGCGCAUCAAGGAUACGAUCCCCGAUGCGAUGUUGGAAACGGGCGUCGUCGCCGAGGCGGCACCGGGACCGAAUUAUGAAUACGAGCGAGCUGAUCCUCUAGAUCUUGUCGCCGUCGAGCAUGCAUCACCUUAUGCCGCUCUAGCGGGACGGAUCUUCGAUCUCUUGCGCGCCAAAGCUUCGACGAGUAACAUCGAACUCGAGUUGAAAGGGAUCGACGCAACCUUGCAAACGGACCAUACUUUGACCACCGACGAAUCACGCGCCUUGAUCCUCGACAUGACCGUCCAAUCGAUUCUCUCGAUCGGUUCACGUUCGUUUUCGCACUUCCUCAACGUCCUAGAACGCUACCUCGUCUUGCUUCGAAACCUGACACCGUCCGCUUCGGCUCGUUCUGAGCUGCUCAAAUCGGUCGCGAAGUUUUGGACGCACCACCGACAGUUCCACUUGAUCGUACUCGACAAGUUACUGCAGUACCGUCUCGUCGACGGAGCGGACGUGAUCGAUUGGGUCUUUGACCCGACUCGUCAUGGCGUUUGGUCCGAUGUGGACGAUUGGCUCGCGCUCAACGCGACGAUCUCGACCCUCAAAGGACGCGUCAAAGCCGCUCAAGCUCGUCUCGAUGGUUUACUCACCGAAGCCGAUACCGAUCGCGCGCGAGAACAACUCGGCUCCUCGAACGACGAUCUCGACGAUUCGACGAUGGAACUGACGACCGACCCCAUCGUCGUCGUUGAUAGCCCCGAAAUCGGUCUAGCUCGAACUCGAUUGCUCACGCUCACCAACGAUCUUUCGACUUCGUUAUUGAACGUGCUCGAUCGUUUCUCGAACCUGCUUCCCGAAUCACGUCAAGUGGAGUCGUGGGAGACUUUUUGGAUCGAAGGUUCGUUCAGGCAAUUCGUGCGCUUGUUGAUCGAGUUGGACGCGUUCAAAUUGCCUGAAUUCAUGCAAGGUUUGUUGAGCUUGGCCGAAGGUUGGGAAGAUGGGGGUUUGGUCGUCAGGUGCUUGGAGGCGGGUAGGAGUUGGAGUUUGGUCGUUUGA